This is a messenger RNA of Dermacentor andersoni, 14955 nucleotides long. RefSeq names its product probable cationic amino acid transporter. Gene Ontology annotation, molecular function: amino acid transmembrane transporter activity. Gene Ontology annotation, cellular component: plasma membrane. The record is from RefSeq and is a predicted model, not a curated record. Gene Ontology annotation, biological process: amino acid transport; transmembrane transport. NCBI's taxonomy places the organism in Eukaryota, Metazoa, Arthropoda, Arachnida, Ixodida, Ixodidae.
UGCCGGCGGGAUGCGACAGAGAGUGUGGCGGCUUCGGCUAGCGUGCUCCAACGCUUUGGUGCGUGCCUCGUCUGACGCGUCGGCGAAGCGGCGUUAGAGCAGUUCUCUCCCGGUCAGCCACGGGAGAAGGGGUCUCGUAUUCCCCCACCAUUUUAGUUUGCGCUCGCGUCGUGUGUCGGUGGUGGUGGUGGUGGUGGGGGGACGAGAAGAAGCUAUAGCCUGCUCACACAACCGAACAAAGACCGCAGUCUCCAGGCGCCGCAACAUCACCCGGUCGUCGUCUGCUCGCUUUCUUCCGUUGCCAGCGUUUUAGCCGUCGUCUGCUUCCGCUGCAUCUGCGGUUGCUGCGAGUGAACGUCUGCUAUAUUCCUAGCGCAUUUAUACGUCUUUAAAAGAAGGGCGCGCGCUGUGUGCUCAAUCGCGCUCUAUCGCCCCUGUUCCUUCGUUCGAGCCCACCCUGUGGCCACACUUUGCAGCGUGUUCGCUAUAGUGAAGCAGCCAUCGUCGUCGACGUCUUCCAGCGGUGUGCCUGUCUCUCGAGACGAGAGUCGAUCGUGGUGUUCGUGAGAGCACGUGAUUAAGAGGCGUACGCUGACUGUUGGACCGGCCCGAGAGCGAGAGAGAGAAAGAAAAAAAAGUGCCCUUCUUCGUAUCGUCUGCGCUCCGCGUGCCCUUCGUUCGGCUGCUGAUAGUUGCUGUCUUCGAGGACGGCUAAAAAUCCGAGAACUACGAAAUAUCAGCGUCGUUCCUCAAGCAGUCUUCUGGAUCGGUUUAUUCAACCACGCACCCAAGGAAAAGAACGACGUAGCUCGAUCACGACGCAUCUCUAUCGGGGAAAAGGCUCCUCAGGAAAACAUGUUUACCUUCAGCAAGCCCAGCUUUCUCACUUUGGUCGCGAGGCUGGUCCGGACCAAGGACCCAGCUUCUGACAUCACCGAAUCCAAGACAGAGCUCAAGCGAUGCCUGACGACGCUGGACCUGACCUCACUGGGCGUGGGCAGCUGUGUGGGCACCGGCAUGUACCUGGUGGCCGGCAUGGUGGCGAGAAACUUCGCCGGCCCAGGGGUCAUCUUCUCCUUCAUCAUAGCCGCCAUCGCAUCGCUCUUCUCGGGCGUGUGCUACGCGGAGUUCGGCGUGCGGGUCCCCCACACGAGCGGCUCUGCAUACAUGUACAGCUACGUGACGGUGGGCGAGUUCGUGGCCUUCGUCAUCGGCUGGAACAUGAUCCUCGAGUACCUGAUCGGCUCGGCGGCCGGAGCGUGUGCCAUAAGCGCCUGCAUCGACGCCAUGCUGGGAGGCGCCAUCAACGAAGCCUUCCGGAACACCUUCGGAACCAUCAUUGGUCACACACCGGACUUGCUGGCCGGCAUCAUCACCGUGCUGAUGAGCGCUCUCAUGCUCGCCGGCGUGAAGAAGUCGCUGCUGUUCAACAACAUUCUUAACUGCCUCAACUUUGCCGUCUGGGUCUUCAUCAUGGGCGCCGGACUCUUCUACAUCGAUACUGAUAACUGGACCAAGCACGGGGGAUUUCUUCCUUACGGCUGGUCAGGGGUUCUGGCCGGUGCGGCGACGUGCUUCUACGCGUUCAUCGGCUUCGACAUCAUCGCCACGACGGGCGAGGAGGCGGAGAACCCCAAGGUUGCCAUACCCACGGCCAUCAUCUUCAGUCUGGCCAUCGUGCUCACCGCAUACAUCACCUCCAGCAUGAUGGUGACGCUCAUCGUGCCGUACAGCCAAAUCAACGCCGGCGCGGGUCUGGUGGAGAUGUUCGCGCAGAGGGGUGCCCGCUCCUGCCACUACAUCGUGGCCCUCGGAGCGCUGGCGGGCCUCGUGGUCUCCAUGCUCGGCUCCAUGUUCCCCAUGCCUCGGGUGGUGUACGCCAUGGCCAAGGACGGCCUCAUAUUCAGGGCCCUGUCCAAGGUGUGGCCAGUGACAGAGACACCCGCGUUCGCCACCCUUCUGCUGGGUGGAGCCACUGCUGUCGUCUCCAUCGUGAUGAGCCUCGACGUGCUCGUCGAAAUGAUGUCCAUAGGCACGCUGAUGGCGUACACGCUGGUGUCGACGUGCGUGCUGCUGCUGCGGUACCAGCCGCGCACAAAGACCCUGGUGGAGCUGCUCCCCGAAUCGGUGCGCUCGCAGUGCCCUACGCCCAGCAGCGAGGCACCCCCGUCAAUGGUGCCCUCGCUUAGAGGACUGGGCCUGGGCUCUACGGGGCCACCCUUGGGCGCCUCCACCACCACCAUACGCACCAAGAGGUCCAACCGCGUCGUGACACCCGACAGCGACGACGACGAGCGGAGAGGAGCCGGUGAUGGCAGCCUACACGUGCUGCAGCAGGAAGGCUACGGCUCGAUGCUGGCCCCCCAGGAGAGCAUAGAGGAGGACAUGUUUCAACAGCCCACCUGGUGGGAGACCAAGACCAAGCAGCUCGGAUACCUGCUUCCCUUCCUCAGGGGACACCCCGGACCGGCCACCGACAGCUCUGGCAUGAAGGUGAUGAAGCUGGUGGGCCUGCUGUACGUGUUCGCGAUCGCCUUCGACCUGGUGAUCGUGUGCGGCGUCGGCGCCCUGGAGCGGGGCAACGGCUUCGUGCUCGUCUUCCUGUUCGCCUGCUUGGCGGGCAUCCUCGCCUCCGUCUUCCUCAUCGCCAAGGAGCCGCAGGCCAAGUGCGACCUCAAGUUCAAGGCCCCCGGCGUGCCAGUGGUGCCGGCCAUUGCCGUCGUAGUCAACAUAUACCUGAUCUUCAAGCUAUCUGUGCUCACGCUGGUGCGAUUCAUAGUGUGGAUGGUACUAGGCAUGUUCAUGUACUUCUGCUACGGCAUCAAGAAGAGCAACCUGGAAUCGCUGAUGGAGGAGCGCAUCGAGCUCAAGAUCCCCACGCAGGGCUUCACCCUGCAGGCGCCGCCGGCGCCCCCGCAACAGCGGCAGCAGCAGCCUCCCACCGCUGAGGAGAUCAGCGCCAAGCUCGCCGACGUGGCCAAUGGCCGGCCGACCGCGGUGCCUCCGAGGCCGUACGAACCGCAAGAGGAACAAGUUCCCACGCGACGCUGGCACACCUUCGAGUGAUCGUGGAGCAGCGACGUCGACGUGCCGAGACACGUUCCCCCGUGGCUAUACACCGCGACGUUCUGCGGGGCCGGGCCCCCGCAACAGACGUGGCUUGCGUGUACGGCAGCCGUUCGAAAAGUUUCGGGAACCGCAGUGCUUCUUGCCACGUUAUAUGUGGAGAGCUUUCCCGCUCCCCGGUGGGCGUUAAUCGCCGUCAGCAGCGUACGCGUUGUCUUAAAUGCUUUGCCAAAAGUUAAGAAGCUGUUGCGGGCGCGUGGCAAGAGCUGUCGCUGCAGGCCCUGUGAAGGGACGCGCAGCUUUCAUUGCUUCGAAGCUCAAAAGAAAAAAAAAAAAGGACGUCAAGCGGGACGGUCUCUUUCGAAUCUCUAAGAACUGUGGGUCACCGAAGGUUCUGCUGUGAUCCCGCCGUAUACGCUGUCCAGCGACAGCUCCGGUCAAGAGCGGCACCGGCUUCGAAACUUUUGUUUUAGCACUAACACCGUGGAGGGGGUAAAGGAAUUGGAUCUCUCAGCUCACUCUCAACCUACAGAUAAUUGGACGGCUAUGAAUCAAGUCACUCCGAGCUAUAGUAUUUCGUUCGAUUCUAACCGGCGGCGAGUAUACAGUAGUUCACGCAGCGUAUCACAAAUGUAGCCGCGAAGCGUGCGCCAACCAUUAACCUCUCCACCUGGUUACCAACUUGGGAGAGACCGCGCUCGAUUGCACAGUUUCGAAGUGUGGCAUUUUUUUUCCCCCGCGCACUUUACCGCUUGCCUUAGCUCUAGCACUGACAGUCUUGCGAAACGCAAACGCACCUGCCAGGUAACGUGUAUAGGUGCCAUCUUAAAAGAGUACUUGCAGACUGUCUGUUUGUCUGAGCAGGGCUAUCGGCUACGCGCGGUUCUUUCGCAAUAUCGUAUAAGCGCGCUGCGUGUUCCGAGAUCGAGAAUGCCGACUGGUGGAGUCUCUUAGCAUUCCCACUCCAGUGCCUAAAGGUAGGCGCGCGCGUCUUUAAAGACAACGACAUGCCCGCACACCUUUGCGCACGCUCGCGAGCAUGAGGCUAUGGCGGUGGUCCAACUUAAAAAAAACUUGACCUUUCUGCACAGGCGAAAACUGUAAGGCAAUUCGUUGGAAUCAAACUGCAAAAUAUGUGCUUAUACAGCACCAGAAACGCGCCCGUUUGCCGUCUCUUCUAUAUGUCGCAACAAGGAAAGAAGAAAUAUUGAAAGAAAAAAAGAUUGCUUGUGCAUUUCUUGUCGGUGCCACAGCGCUGUUUGCCAUUUCACGUCGUUCGGAACACCCUUCUCCCGCGAACGGGCAUAUCAGUCGUCAUAAAAGGUUGCAAAUGUACUCUUACGCCUCUGUGCAUCUGGCCACAAUCAGGUGAAGUGAAAUAAGUCCGCACCUUUCUCCUAAUCCAGAAGUCCACAGCGUGGCCUUUAAUGGUACCGUCAACAGGUCCAUUCACCCACUUUCCGCUAGCAUCGCUCUUUCUUAUCUCGAUGGAAGGUCGCCUGAGAUUGGGAACGGAUGAGGUGUGUAACAUCUGGCGUGGCCCAUACAUAGAGCGUGAUUGGUCAUGUGCCUCUACUGGAUGUAUUCUGCAUUAGAAUUCUAGUACACGCCAACAGGAAAUAUCCAGCCCACCCUCUUCCGUAUCUACAGAACCGAAGAUGGCAUCCUGUACGCUGACAAAUUCCGCCAUCUCGUCGGGUUCGCAAUUUUGUCUGCUCUGAUUGGUUCGCGGGGCGGCUGCACACACUUUGAUUGGCUCAAAACUCAAAUACAGAGAAAUAUGAGUGUCCAGGAAAGCACGUCGGAGCAAUGAAUACCUAAAAGUUCUGAUGGCACACUCCAAGUUGGUUGCCGUAUAUCCGGGCGGCUUACAUCCUCAGCUGGAAAGCCUGGGACCUCCCAGGUAGACUGCGCAGUGUUCAUUUAUUCGAACAAACUUUCUUGCCCCUUAGAAACAUACAAUCGCCAUUGCCCCUGUAGCCUCGUGCGCGUGUGCUACUAAGAACUCCAAAUUUCGUGGCCUGUAGUGUGUUUCGCCGCGUUACUGCUAACUCCAACGUUCGUGUAUCCGUUAAAAAUCGCUGCCAUCAUUCAAACAUCAUUAGGGCUACGGCACAGACAUAUGUACGGAGCAGGUGACCGCGUUGCGACCGCCGUACAAAUGUUAGCGCCAUCUUUGACGAAACAUGUCACGUCGUCUCCCCGGGUCGAACGGUAGGCGUGCACGACGUACCGAACAGGGCAAGGCAAGCGCGGGUGCAAUGUACGUGGCCUCUCUUUGCGCCCCACCGCCAUCUCCGCAGAGCGCUGUAUUUGUUGGUGGGCUGUUCGUAUCGGAGGACAACGUGUGACCUGUUGAACUGUGAGCACUGUUCUUCGAGGCACGGGACAGCGCACGUGGUCAGGUAUGAUGCCGCCGAACCUCGAUAUAACGAACACGGAUAUAACGGAUUAUCAGAGGUAAAUCUAAAAUCGGGCUGUUCAUGCUCUGUUUCACGGGUUAUUCCUCAAGCUGUGACUAUACCCGAAAUUCGCGAUCCGACACCGUAUCGGUUGUAACGGAGUGAAGUUUCGUUUGCCCGUCGCUGAAGGGAUGCGUAUUCUGGUAGCAAUCGUGUCACAUGCAGCUGCCGGCUGGUUAGUUCGAACGCCUGAUAUAAAGAACAACAAAUAUAGCGAAGAUACUUGUCCCUACCUUAUAGCGAGGUUCGAUCGUACAGCUGUCUAGGAGGCAAAAUCAUGAAGGCAGAUCGAGUUCUGAAGAGGCCCGCGGUACUACAUGUAUCUCUCUCGUGGUGCCACACUGACUGUCAAGCCCGGAUAAACGCCUAACGAAAUGUACCCACGUCUUCCUGUAGUCGUCUCGAAGAGACAGUAAGCAGCAGAUUUAAAUAAAGAAACAUAAUAAUACAGUCGCGUAUGCGCGUAAAAUGUAAUGUACCGUAUACAAUAUAGCCUGUGGAUAGACCGUACAAUGAAUGUCCGCUUUACCCGUUCCUCCAAAGCGUAUAAAGUGUUUCUACGUGGCGUUUUUUGAGUGUAUUGUUCUUCCGUUUUAUGCGCGAUGUAUGGUGCUACCGUGGAUGUCAUAUCAAGCGUGGAAAGCGGAGUCUUUUGGAAGGUGCAUAAUUAUCAGCGCACGAGUUUUCCGUGUCUCGCGUGUACGAUAUCAGUAUAUCAAUUACGAAUGUCGUUACACACUAUAUGCAGUCAAACUCGAUGGUAACGAACUCGUGCACAGCAAAUUCUGCUCCAUGUAGAACACGCAUCACUUAAUUCUUAAGCGAUAUUCGUGCAAAAAGACGAACCGUACAUUGGAUAUAUUGAACUAUAAGAGCGCCCGGAGCGGCUUUUUUUUUUUUUUUCGCCUCUGGUUUGCAAAUCUGGUAUUUUUCAGACAUGUGGCUAGUGUACUUUGACAGCGUGUUCACCUAGGGUGCAGUACGAUGCAUAAACCGAUAAUGAACUUGACCAUGUCUGGUUGUUGUCGCGUUAAUUAUACAUGUGCUGCUACUGGGAAAAUCAGGUCACCAUGAGCGGUUUGUCGCGCGCCUCUGUUCUACCCGAGUAUAACGAACUCAUCACAAAGGCUUGUUCGUUAAACCAGCGUUAGGGUAUAUCGAAUUACUUGACAUAUCGAAGUAUCUCUAGCGCACGAACCAGUUCGUUAAAACCGAGUUUGACUGUCGUUGAUAGAGCCGACGGCAUAUUAUCUUCAGAAAUGUAAUUAUUUUGUGUAACGCGCGCUUGCUUCCUUGUAUUUUCGGCUCGCUCGCUAGACGGAAAAUGAAACCUGGUUAAUAUACGCGGCGGCAAAUUCUAUUUACUGUUUAAGUUGAAGAGCUUCCAAAGUGCUUCAUUUACGAGGAUUCAACAUAUCGUUUGUUUAUUUAUUAGUUUAUAUUUUACGUGCGGAUAACGCGCACUUUCCUUCUGAGCAUUGUGACGUAUUGGACAUAUCGUUUUCCGGUAGUGUAGAUUGUAUAAACCUGUACGCGCACUUUGUAGUGAAAUUUAUCGCGACAGACCAAUGUGAAACAAAUCAAUUAGAGACCAUAACAUCGGUAUAGCCGAGGAAUUUCCUCGUUGCUGUUUCGUAAUGAUCACUUGGUUAUCGGAUGCUGCGGUGCCAAUGCUAGUGUACGUUGCAUUGGCUCGCGCAUGUUUAUUUCAAAUAUGCUCUUUUCCUUAUGUCGUUGACAUGCGCGUGACGGUGUAGCACGAAACUUUCGUACUGCUCACGUAGCUGUCUCUCGAAUUUACGACCACUACACACAUCAACUCUGCCAUAAAGCAAAGAAAACAUAUGUGCCCAGAAGGUCGCUCUUAACCUUGUAUAUCCGGCCGUUGUGUCCAAAACAAAUUUUCUUUCUAUAACUUGCACGUUCGGCAUCUUCGACUGGAUAACCUCUACAGUAAUGCCGAAAUGGCGCUCUUCACUUGCGCUUGCGCCAAGAAGAACAACGCCACUACGUGUUGAAACUCUGCGUCAGUGCAACGAAAUUGAAAGCGUGCGAUGAUACCCUCGUAAUAACCGUAAUUUUGUUACAAUAGCACGCGUUGUAGUGUCCUGGUUUAGUAUAGGGGCGCUGCAACGAUUUCUGUUAGUUCGCUGUUUCCUUUUUCUUUUUUUCGCUUUCGUUAUAACAAGCUCCUCCUCUUUGACAGGAUGGUUGUCGCGCGAACGGGCAGCGUUUAUUUUUUCGUGUACAUAAGGCGGUUGUUAGGUGAAUUGUGCGCGCCGGACAUCUUGAACGAAGCGAAGGUCGGAUGACCGACGCGUUUGUAGGUCGGAUGGUUUUAGUGUUACGCAGGUUGUGAUUCCCCGUCGCAGAAACGGAUGGAACUCUUCGCAUCGGUGACAUGUCUUCGUUGUUUUUGAGAGCGAGCCGAACGCACACACUGUCACUUGUUUCUUGUCUACUCUUCGGGUUGCUAUAUAUAUACAUAUACAGUGUGCAAUACGUAUAUGUCGUGCAUGAGUAUGCAUCAGUCAUCAAACAGAGCGCUGUUCUGCGCGAGCUGCGCAUUGUGUCUGUGGUUUUAGCGAGUUUUAGUGGGUCGUUGCAGAUGUCCUUCCCUGCCCGAGAAAACUGUUCCCCGCCGUAUAACGCUACUCAGCUUUACUUUCCUUUUUUUUUUUAUUCCCCCGCUUUUGAACUCCUCUGUAGAGUUCCCGAUUCCGUUUAGUUCAAGUCAUUCCAGUGUUCACAAAAGAGUCACUCAAUACGAACGCUCUCACGCGACCACAGCAAUGCAUUACUUCGGUUUCACAAGCCUAUAGCAGUGCCAGGAGACGGAGGUGUGACGUUCUUACUCCUUCAUUGCCGAGAAACUGCAGCUGUCUAACGUUCAAUAAGCGGUAGCAAACAUCACGGUAAUUGAGCGGCUGAACGGGAACAAACUUGUGGCUACGCAACGACCUUGCACAGCUUCUAAGGGCGAAAGUGCACGUAUUUCUUCAAUGGAACACGGUCGCAUUAACAGGAAACAGUGACUGAUAUUAGAGGGAUAUCAUAUCACAUCGUUUUCAGGAAAUGACAGGGGAGGAGGCUGAAGUAGAGGUGCUGGUAGCUACAGGCGCCAUUGGCAUUGCAAAUAACACCAACAACUGAUCCACCCGAGCACCAUAAUCCAUAAUAAAAAAAAAUAUCGGAAACAAAAGACAUAUCAAGUGCAUUAUUCAAGCUCGAGAAAUUAUAUGAUUCAACGUACUGUCGCAUCUCCGGUAUGUUUUGUUAGAGUCUGAGAAUUUCACCGAAGGCUUUUUGUUUUCUAUUGCAAGGCAGGUUGAAAGAUGCGUAUUUUUCUUUGGCAUACCAGAAAUAAGAGUCGGUGCUUGACGCUUUUCAAAUGAUGUGCAUUCAGUCCGAAACGCACGACUUGAGUUUUUUCGGCCACUUUGAUAGUUAACAUGGUCUGUCUACGCUAAGGAAGUGCUUGCGCUUGAACAACGAAACAUACCUACCGUGCAGGCCGAACCCAGCAGUCUGUGACAAAGUUUAACUGUUCGUAUACCAUUUAUGGAUAUUUGCUAAUUUUGUCAUACUUUUGUCAGGAGAUUAAGCUCUCAUUUGAUUGGCGAUAUUUCUGCCAUGGCAAAAGAAAGUACUUCAUUUUUCGCUUUUAAGAAUAAACGCAACAGUGAACUCACAAGUAUAACGCCUUUAAGGUAACUAAUAUGGUACUCUUGUACUUCACCUUUUCGAUCACAUUUAGUGAGGCUGUAAAAAGUUUGUUACUUGUGAAGAAUUGAAAAGCAUCGUUGUGCACUGUUGUGCACAUAGCAAGAUCGCUGCUAAGCUACGUAAUUUUUUUCAACAUUUCUUGGCAUUAACGGGAAUGAAGCGACCCAAUUACGCUCCUCGAGCAAUAAAGCAGACAGCGAUUCGGCAAUAAUUAUACCUGACGCGAUACCACCUUAGCUGUCGUCUGCAUUCGUUGACUUCGCGUCGUUUAAGACGGGCUGAAGAUCAUUUCGUGAAUUUUAAUAAAGCAAACAAGUGUUGUCAACACCCACACUGCAGAGAAAGCUUCUUUGCCCCCAAGACACGUUUGCUGAACAUAUUAGCAAUACUGUACUGAGCAUAACUGCUUUAGUCUAAGCGUUCAUUUCAAUCGUCCAUUAUUUUUUAUUUAGGAUAGAUUGCGCAAUCGCAUUGCGACUAAGUCGCGCCGUCGUUGCGUUUAGAAGUUUCUUCAAAAUAUAUCAAAAACUUAUAGAAAGUUUGGCGAUUGCUCAUUAAAGGGACACUAAAGGGAGACAAGAGUAACACAGUUCAGACUGGUAAGCUUACCUUUAAAAUUAUAUUUGAAUUUCCUUGAGAAAAAAUAAGCAUUAUCAGAAAAUAUACCUGAGCCUGCGUUCUGAACCUGUCACUAGCAGACGGAAAACCACACCGCUUCAGCUAAACUAAAACAUAGCUCCCAAGAUCACUGUUGCACCGACAAGCUCGGAGCCUCUACGCGCAUAACCAAGGCUUCCCGAACCAGUGAACGUCUGCACCGUUCGGUCGACGGUGCAGACGUGUUCCGGAGCGCGCGUUUUUCUCAUAUCUGGAAAAUUUUGGCGGAUCAGUGUAGCUUUCGCCAAACGUGUCAAAGCCGCUAAGGGAGUACCAAGAACUGCCACCAGACACUGUAGCGAAACUUCGUCACAGGCCAAAGCUGUCGAGAUGGUUGUUACUAUGGCAAUAGAUGGUGUCCACCAUAGAGUUUAUGGUGUCCACAUACCAAUAUUAGCAACGGCUCCCUCUGCGUAUUGGAAACGGAUAUCGAAGGACAUGCUUUUUUCCGUUCUGCGGGGGGCCGAAAAGAAACCAGUGACGUCAAGGCAGCCUUAUCCUGGAGGCACCACCUAUAUCCAAAGAGCGUUGGAGAUGUUACAGUGCACGGCAUUGACGAUCAGCGGUAAUGACACGCGCGGUGACUCUAGAACUUUUGACAAAACGCUGUAAGUUACCACCUCGAAGGUUACCGUUAGGACCACUCUCGCCACUGUAGUAGAGGACGACAGCAUAAUCGCGCAGGAUAUCUCGCAUGGCCUCGGAACAUUCGCUACACAUUCGAGCGUGAGUAGCAGUGUACAUUGAUUUCAUUUUUUUCCCCUCCGUAUUCCUUAGACUUACAUUCCAGUUCCUCUCUAGUUGUGUACAUACACUUUCUGGCUGCGCGUGAAUGUUUAUGUGCCUGUUGGAUGACGACGCGGUCUGAGUUGUCUCUGUGCGUAACGCGUCGCAACUCGCCCGAUGUUAUAGUCUCUGCGCAUGCGUAAGCCACCUGUUCGUCUGCCUUGCUUCGCUAGAAGCAAAAAGAAAGAAAAAAAACGUGAAAGAAAGAAAGAAAAACGUGUUUCUGCCACAGCUGUACAUAAAAUGUUAAUCGCCUCCUGUGUGUUCGGAGGAUUUAGACGAUUAGCGUUUCUAACUGUUGUGCGUCCGUCUUCGUGUGCGUGUUUCUUUCUUUUUUUUUUUUGGAGGCUGUAUAUGUUUGUCUCCCACACUUUUCUGUAAGCGCAAUCUUAAUUGCCACACGACAAUGCAAGCUGCGAACCAUUUUUUUCCCCUUUCGGCGCUCCGAGUGAAACGAUGCGAAUAGAGCGGUAUUUGAGGGGGGGGGGGGGAAGGCAUUGUGAACAAUAUUAUAACAAUAUUAUUAUAACGACUUUUGAUUUAUGCAAAAUUUGUUGCAAUUGUAGCAGUUGUUGUAAUUUGAUUCACGGUGCUCCGAAGUUUCGGCGAGGCGUAUGCAUUUUCAGACCUCGACGAGCAGAGGCGAAUGGUUUUUGCGCGUAGUUGAAGCAACAAUUACGGUUAGAUUGAAGUCCCCUGUCAUCGCUGAUGACGUCGUACUAUAUGCUUGACUUUCUUUUUUUUUAACUUGCGUGCGUGCUUGUUAUCUAGAUUAGCACAUACCCUGCGUUGGAGAUUCACGAUCAACAUUAGAUAUUUGCGAAAUUAUGGUAAAAAAACGCAAACUACAGGAUCUCAAUUGAGCCCGUUUCUGGGUCUCUUAGGUACAGAGAGCCACAUAGAUAACGCAGUCAGAGCGAACCAUAUCAUUGUUGCGGCAGCAUCGUGUGCAACUGACGAAACUACGUUGUAUAUGGGAGCAGGUACCAGACAGUGCUGUCGAGCACCUGCAACAAAGAAAAAGGCGAUGUACUAUGGUGCGCGAGAGAUAAGGAUAACCAUAUCGACGUUACUGUUAGACCAUAUCUGUAUGGCGUAAAGUGUGUCUGGCGCAGACAAGCACAUCUUCUUGGUAAAAAUUACACAGCACACUCUAAGAAAACUGUGCAUCCCUUGGGACUUAUACUUGCCUCCAAACAAGAAUCGUCAUCUAUAUCUUUCUGCACUCCAUGGCUUGCUCUCUUUACCGCUGCGUGCUAACACUUUCUUGUCAGGAGCACUGAUACGCGCAUGCAGUCGCUGACCUCGAAGUACCGGGAAUGCAGCGUUAAGGGCAGAAAGUGUACUCAAUACAGACGGCAAUUAUUCUGGGCAGAUAAGAUAAUCCCCAAAGGAUGCACGUUUUUCUAAGAGUGUAGGGCACGCCGCGCGUGCGUGAGGCUUGCUCGUUGCCGCUUUGACUUAUUGCCAAUAGCGGAUAUGCACCGACACCAUCGAUGUCGCCAUAUCGUAGUACAGCCAGCAUGGUGAAACGCUGGGCAUUAUCUCGAUCCGCUUAUCUCCAGCAGCACAGUGGUAUCGGUGGAUAGGACUACAAGAUGGCGCACGCGGCAUCAUGUGAACACUCUCAAUACUGCAACCCCGCUGAAACAACAUUGCGUCAGGGUGAGAAUUUUUCGUCUUUUUUUUUUUUCGUCAGUAGAUUUUAUGCACGCAGGGUGUGCCCCAGGGCACCUCUCACGCGGCCCAGCAACAUCUAUCGGUCAGAGUGCGUUUAGCAUAUAUUUUAACGCAGACGCGCGAGCGUGCAAUGCAAUGCACGAACGCUUGUGUGCGAACAGCGACGCUGGUUGUGACGUCGUGAGAAGUUGGGCUCGUGAAAAGCGCGAUAUACCACUAUGCGGUGAGCGGCUAUCUUCCACUUAUCUACUAGCGAAACAUGUCGGCAGCGACGUAAUCAGCGCGAUUACACUUUUUCUUUUUUUGAGAAAGAAAGUCGUUCAAUGAUAACACCUUCAAGACCGGGCGGGAGACAGCGCGUUCACCCGAUCCUGGAGGCCCCGCGAUAACGCGCGCAUGGUUUAACACAGCGCCACAAGCAUGUCGCCAUCAGUGCUACCGUUCUCAAUAAGAGCCUCCUCUACGCUAUAGCACGUCUAUUCUGCACUGUAACGUUUGAUCACCGUCUCACCGUGAGGCAGCCGGCAACAACAGCGCUGUCGGCGACCUCUCGCGACGCCAUCUUGAACCACAAUGUGUUAGGAGCAUACUUGUGUGGCACUACUCUUGUCGACGUGAAAAACGUUGAAUACUGUACAACAGUGUCGAAGUCUGCGCCUAGCGAAGGCGUUUAGAGCUCCAUCAGAAAGAACACCGUCGCCUAUCUUGCAUUAGACGUUUCGCACAAAUCAGUUGAGAACAGUUCCACUUGGUGUCGCUACCGGCGCGGUGGUUCCAGGAUCCGUGUUGCCCACACGAUUUGCGUACGUUGUGCGUGGCGUAAGACGAGCCUUGCUUAGCCGAAAUCAACGUUCUUGAAGGCUACUUGUCGCGGACGUAUAGUUUCUGUGUGCUUUCGCUUGUGCUUUGUUUGCAUGUGUGUUUAUACAAGCUAUAUCAAACUGUUGUCGCGCAUUUGUCAUGGUAUAGCGUAUGCAAAUGCAUUCAGCUUUGCUAUAGCAGUUGAUCAGCACUGUUUGCGUUAUUUUGUUUUAGCGGUGAUCACGUUGCCUUUGAAGAUUGUCGCCAUGUUCGACUCAUUUGUUCACUGAAUGCAACAUGGCUACCUGCUUUCACAGCCCAGGUGGGUUGCCAUAUUGUUGAAGUGUCCGCACUCGUGACAAUGCGCAUUUGUUCACAAAACACAAUGCCGGAGCUGUAGCGCUGUUUCCUUUUUUCUUCUUUUUUUCCCCCUCGGGUGUGACUGCCUCUUAAGCAGCUUCGGGGGCUCACUGUUACGCUAUUGCAGCGUCGUUUCACUAUUGUAUGUUGACGUUCUUCAAUCAUCACACAGAACGCGCAAGGAUCUGUCAGCCUUGUCUGUUUGCUGGGAAGUGCGCACGCUGAUGUAUUUACGUUGAAGUCUGUCACUGUAACUGUGCGAAGCGAAAGCGCGCCUUACUGUCAGGGGCAUGAUCAAUUACUCAGAUAUAUUUUAUUCCUUUUGCGAUCUCCUAUAUGACCUUAAAAAAACGAGAUCUGAGCGCAUAUCCAGUCAACAAAGACUGGCGCACUGAUCUGAAAUCUUUCGGAAAAGCAGCGGGGAACACAAUAUAGCACCGAACACGACGAGCGAAGUCUAGUAUACACCCGGAAUGAAAUGCGAGUGUAUUUGAGAAAAUAACUUUCACGGUGGACUUUUAACCUUCUUUGACUGGCCUUUGCUUCCUCCGCGCAUACUUUCUGGUUUAUUUUUUUGUUGUUCCGUUAAGUAAAAGCCCUCCAAUUCUGGAGGGCUGAGCGAGCAAAGUGUUUACUUGCAGUUGUUUGUUAUCACAUUGUCGUUGCCUCAACACUUCUCGUUUCAACGGCGCUCGCGCUAGCUGCAUUGCCAUUACUACGUUCCGGUUCUUUCACGACGCGUCACGAAAACUGGAGACACUGCAAUGCAGACUGACCAUGUACUGCCAGUGUUGCAGUUCACCGCGGUUUCCUCGGCGAGCCGUACCAUCGCCGAUAUCUAAGGAAGGCAGAUUUUGAAAAAUAAAGAAAAAUGAAAUGUCAGUGCAGCGCUGAUUAUUAGGCCACCCGGGGACGAAAUAAAAAUGAGGUGGACGCGCAAAGCUGCAACAGCAUGCAGUAAUCGAUCAUGCUCUUUCUACCGACUGUGUACCGAUGCACCGAGGACGGCUUCCUUUGUUCUCGUCGCACGUGAAUGCUGCGAUGUUUGCGCACGAUCUCGAAGCUCGCUUCGACCAGGCGCCAUGCACUCGCUUGUAUUAGCACUGUGUGUGGCGCGCGCUUGUGCGAGGAUGUAUUACGCGCGAUGCCGAUUGUUUACGAGUGGCACAUUCCGACACCGCGGGGAAGAGAUGCACGAAAAUAGAGAGAGAGAGAAAGAAAAAGAAAAGACAUGCCGCCUGGCGGUCAUCUAUUGUCAAUGGCAAUCGUUCACAUGGUGUCUGCUAUAUAAAUAUAUAAAAAAUAUAAAUACAUUGCUGUAUAGUAAUAAUAUAUAUAUACAUAUCUCUAUUUCCAUCUCUACGUGUCGGAGUAAUUAAAUAUAUGCAAUAAAAACGAGAAUGGCACAUUCAGAAAA